AUUUUUGUACUUGCUCUUAUUAGUUUCUCCACCGCUUCAGCUGCCGUCUCUCGCUGCAUGAGGGACUCGGUCUGUCUUGUUUACUGUCCUAUCUUCAGCAGCCAGCGAGUGGCAGGCACUCCAUAACGGAGUGGUAGCUGGAAAGAGCUUUGGAGCCAAGUCUAGGUUCAAAACUUGGCAGCAUCGAUUAUUAGCCUGGUGACCUCGUCCAGUCGCUUAAAUCUCUUGGAAUUUUGGUUUCCUCAUUUGAAAGGGGCUGAAAUACAACAACUUUGCUGGUUAGUGGUGAGGGUUGGAGAUAAUAUACAGCACCUAGCAAUGUGCAGGGCUCAAGGUAGGUGCUCAGUAAGUGACAAUUGUUAUAUGGGUGUUCUCGGGUUGGUUAAACAUGUCCUCUCAGGCUGUGCUAGGCAUUGGGGAUACAGAGGAUGAAUAACCUAGUCCCUGCCUUUGAGAAGCUUACAGUGUAGAGAGUCAGUUAUAAGUAGACAGUGUCACUGUGUACUGCUGUCAAGUCGAUUCCAGCGCAAAGUGACCCUCUAUGACAGAGUAGAACUGCCCCAUAGGGUUUCUAAGGCUGUGAUAUUCACGGAAGCAGACUGCCACAUCUUCCUCCCUUGGAGUGGCUGGGGGUUCAAACUGCCGACCUUCUGGUUAGCAGCCUAAUGCUUAACCAUUGUGCCACCAGGGCUCCUUUCAUAAGUAGACAGUAGCAGAUUAUAAUGCUAUGAUGGAGGUGUACACAAAGGCUAUAGAGGAGGAAUCCAGUAGCCCAACCUGGAGGUCCAAGGAAGACUUUCUAAUGAGUCUCAAAUGAAAGAUGAAUAAGAGUUAGCCAAGUGAAUAAAAGGUGGAAGGGCGCUCCAGGCAGAGGGAUUCGGAGGAGCAGAGGGUGGAAACAUGGAACAUAGUGUGUUCUGAGAGUCACAAGCAGUUUCAUGUUCCUUAGAGAUUGAAGUUUGAAGGAGGUUGUUAUGGAAGAUGUGGCUGGAAAGGUAGCGAGGGGCCUUGUAUGUUACGGUGAAGAGCCUUGACUUCAGUCUAACUUUGGGAAGCCAUUUAAGAUCUUAAACAGGUUAGUGACAUCAGAUUUGUGUUUUAAAUAAAUCAUUUUGUAGUGUGGUGGUAGAUUUAAAGGUGGCAAGGAUUCUAAGUUAGAACAAGGUCCCUCAUCCAUACUGUUUCUUCAGAGGGUUUGUGAAUUUCUUAAAUUGUAUGCGAAACUUUGUGCAUGUAUGCAUUUUAAUGGGUUGAGGAUCUUUCACUUUCAUCAGAUACUAAAAAAAAAAAAAAUAGUUACAUAGAGCAAUAGUCUGCUGAUGGUGAGGACCCAAUAUGGGGCACUGUUAGAGAGACGGAGUAGGGAACUAGUUAAGUGGUAUAUUCAGUGGGCCUUAGUGCUUGCCUGGAUGUGGGGACUGAAGGACAGGGAGGGGCCUAGAGGACUCCCAGUUUCUAGCUUGCAAAUGAUGUAAUUUCCUGAAAGCAACAGUGUAGGAGAGAAGCAUCUGGAGGGGAAGCUGAUGAGUGCAGUGUUAGGUAUUUUUGCAUUUAACCAGCCUGUGGAACAUCCAGGAAACCCUGGUGGUGUAGUGGUUAAGUGCUUGGCUGCUAACCAAAAGGUUGAGAGUUUGAAUCCACCAGGUGGUCCUUGGAAACUCUAUGGGGCAGCUCUCUUCUGUUCUAUAGGGUCGCUAGGAGUUGGAAUCAACUCUACAGCAACAGGUAUGGGUGGAACAUCCAAGUGACAGUGAGUCUCAUUGGACUCAUUUUUAUUCAGGAAUAAUUUAGAGACAAGAGUGAUUUGCAUAAGAACUUGCAUCAAAAUAUGGCAGAUAUCAAAGAAUUAAUAAAUGCUUUUUUUUUUUAAAGCUUCUGAACUGAUUAAAAAGAAAGGCAGUGUUCGGUGGAUUUGAGGAGGUACUUUAGGACUCCGCUAACAGUAGAACCCUAUUUUAUUUUUAAACCAUAUUUGAAAUUCCUAUAAAUAUAUAUUUAUAUAGUGUGCUUAAAUCUGUUAUACCGACCUUUUAACACACUAGAGACUACUAACAUAUUACUUUAUGCUACUGGGUUAACCCAGUUUUGGGUAAUCUUGUAAUAAGGCUCUCCUGCCUCCUCUCUUUUUUUGAAAAGUAUUCUGUGAUGACAAGGUUAACAUUUGCAACAAUUUAUCUGCAACAGCCUUCUAACCAUAGGCCCUUUUUUUAUUCUUGUCCUCUGCAGUUAGUUCUCCACCCAGCAGCCAGAGUCCUCUUGCUGAAACAGAAAUCUAAUCGUGUCAUCUGACUGCUAAAAAGCCUCCUGUUAAACCCAAACAUUUACUGUGGUCUACAAGACCUUCUGUGAUCUGGCCCCUGCCUAUCUUUCUCCUCAUCUGUCAUUCUCCCUCUUCAUCCAGCUCUAGCCAUAUUGACCUUUUACUGUUUCUUGCGUCAAGCUUGUUCCUCAAGACCCUUAUACUUGCUGUGCCCUCUAUCUGAAAUGCUUUUCCUCCACACCUACUACUGACCUCAUGUUGUUCAGUCUCCACAGCUGUCACCUGAGAGCGUCUUUUUCUAUCUAAAAUGCUCACCUCUUCCUUUAAUCAGUAUGUAUUGUCUUAGCUUGCUUCAGUUUUUCUCAUAGCAACCACUGUUUCUUAAUAAUAUGUUUUUCUCAUUGGUCUCUUUAUUCCCUCUAAAAUAGAAGCUCCAUGAGGUGAGGUGCUUUGUCUGUCUUUGUAUUCCCAGCUGAUAUAUCCCCAGUACCUAGUAGGUGCUCACUGACUACUCAGGAAUGAAUGAAUAAGUGAAUCAAGUUUUCUUGCUAAAAGAACAUGGACUCAGGAGUCGGACUUGGGUAAUAGCCCAAUGUCAUACCUAGUGCAUGGUUUUACCCAAAAGAAGUGACCAUGUCAGAAUGAAAGGAGGCUGUCUGUGUAGACUGCUGUCUGUGGAAAUUUGAAGACAAUAAAACAGUAGCAGAUUCCAUAGGGAGCUUCUUUGAAUCAAGCUAUGCUGAAAAAUGUUUCGGAAAGGCAAAAAACGACACAGUAGUAGCAGUUCCCAAAGUAGUGAAAUCAGUACUAAGAGCAAGUCUGUAGAUUCUAGCCUUGGGGGGCUUUCGCGCUCCAGUACCGUGGCCAGCCUUGACACAGACUCCACCAAAAGCUCAGGACAAAGCAACAGUAACUCAGAUACCUGUGCAGAAUUUCGAAUAAAAUAUGUUGGUGCCAUUGAGAAGCUGAAACUCCCUGAGGGAAAAAGUUUGGAAGGGCCACUAGACCUGAUAAAUUAUAUAGAUGUUGCUCAGCAAGAUGGGAAGUUGCCUUUUGUGCCUCUGGAGGAGGAAUUUAUUAUGGGAGUUUCCAAGUAUGGUAUAAAAGUAUCAACAUCAGAUCAAUAUGAUGUUUUGCAUAGACAUGCUCUGUAUUUAAUCAUCCGGAUGGUGUGUUACGAUGAUGGUCUGGGGGCAGGAAAAAGCUUAUUGGCUCUGAAGACCACAGAUGCAAGUAAUGAAGAAUACAGCCUGUGGGUUUACCAGUGCAGCAGUCUGGAACAAGCACAAGCAAUUUGUAAAGUUUUAUCCACCGCCUUUGACUCUGUCUUAACAUCUGAGAAAUCUUGAAUUCUGCAGUCAAGUGGACGACCACGUCAUCUGAAAGUUCAUUUGCUUUCUGACCAGUUUCUUUUUUUCAAUCUGCAAUGCUGAAGUAUUGUAGAAAUUGGAAGUGACCCCUUGUUCUGGAUUUUCUGAAGAAAAUGCAAGGUAUAAAAUAUUGAUCAUUUGUUUUUAUAUUAAAAUGUGUCUUAUUCAACAGUGAA
Messenger RNA from Loxodonta africana (African savanna elephant), 3806 nucleotides. RefSeq names its product integrin subunit beta 1 binding protein 1 (gene ITGB1BP1). The coding region runs from base 3007 to 3609 and encodes 200 amino acids. Gene Ontology annotation, biological process: negative regulation of focal adhesion assembly; negative regulation of substrate adhesion-dependent cell spreading. The record is from RefSeq and is a predicted model, not a curated record. The transcript has 8 exons. Gene Ontology annotation, molecular function: integrin binding. Gene Ontology annotation, cellular component: cytoskeleton; ruffle; cell periphery. Lineage: Eukaryota; Metazoa; Chordata; Mammalia; Proboscidea; Elephantidae.